Clarias gariepinus (North African catfish) is the source of this 5245-nucleotide messenger RNA. RefSeq names its product glycogen synthase kinase 3 beta, genome duplicate b (gene gsk3bb). The transcript is spliced from 11 exons. Gene Ontology annotation, molecular function: ATP binding; beta-catenin binding; protein serine/threonine kinase activity. The record is from RefSeq and is a predicted model, not a curated record. The coding region runs from base 826 to 2094 and encodes 422 amino acids. Gene Ontology annotation, cellular component: beta-catenin destruction complex; cytoplasm; nucleus. NCBI's taxonomy places the organism in Eukaryota, Metazoa, Chordata, Actinopteri, Siluriformes, Clariidae. Gene Ontology annotation, biological process: insulin receptor signaling pathway; negative regulation of canonical Wnt signaling pathway; regulation of microtubule cytoskeleton organization.
CAGUCCGGGCGGAGAAGGAAAAGGGCAGGAGGGGAGGAGAGAACAGAGGAAAGGCUGGAUUCAGCGCAGAGCGUUUUUAAUCCGAAGAUUCCCCACGGGGCAUUCAGGCAUCCGACUUCGAUUGGAAUUCACCACCGGAGAGCGUUUGCGAGUUUAUGGAUGGUGGAAAUCUGGAUCCGUCUAUGAACAGUUUUAAAUCCGUGACUGGUAUUUUUCCAUGUUUUAUUCUCAGCGGUGUGAGUGCUGGGCGAAGCUGAAUUAGGCAGCCGCCAUGGCCAGCGGAUCAUGGAGCAUGGAGCUCGUCGGGUUUUACCAGAGCUAGCUAGCUUCGCUUGGGAAACAUACCUCAGAUAAUUUAACGUCACAAUAUAGUUCAGGACAAACUCGGUGUUUCUCUGUUAUUUUUUAUAUUUUUAUUUUUUUUGGAAUAAUUUUAGCUCACAAUCCUGUGGUGUAUGCUCGUACAGCUUGCUGCUACGAAGCUAGCUAACUGGCUAAUACGGACAGGACGGUUUUUUCCGUUAUUUUUUGAAUGUUCUUAUAUUUUCCUGCUUGUUACGUGACAUAAUUCCUGACAAAUAUUAACUGUGAAUAAGAUAAUAAAAAAACACAAAAGAGGAAAUAAGCUCUGAGCAGUAAAGCCUCUUCACAGUCAGGAGGAAUUUAGCUGAGCAGCACAGAAGCAUAAGAGACAGAGAGAGAGAGGACAAGGCGCAGUCAUUGCGCUGAUACCGAGCUCUUCUGUGCUUAAAGAUUUCAACCAUCAUCAGGAAAGAAGAUUAAGGAACGACAUCGGUUAAAAAAAUAAUAAUAAUUAAAUAAAAGAUGUCUGGUCGGCCAAGAACCACGUCGUUUGCAGAAAGCUGCAAACCCGCCGUGCCGCAGCCUUCAGCUUUCGGCAACAUGAAAGUCAGCAGGGAUAAGGAUGGCAGUAAGGUAACGACUGUCGGAGCGACCCCUGGCCAAGGUCCUGAUCGGCCUCAGGAGGUCAGCUACACGGACACUAAGGUCAUUGGCAACGGCUCAUUCGGUGUGGUUUACCAGGCCAAGCUGUGCGACACUGGAGAGUUGGUGGCCAUCAAGAAAGUCCUGCAAGACAAGAGGUUUAAGAAUCGUGAGCUGCAGAUCAUGAGGAAGCUGGACCACUGCAACAUCGUACGCCUCCGCUACUUCUUCUACUCCAGCGGGGAUAAGAAGGAUGAGGUGUAUCUGAACUUAGUUCUGGACUACGUCCCAGAGACGGUGUACCGAGUGUCCCGGCACUACAGCCGAGCUAAGCAGAUCCUCCCCAUGAUCUACGUGAAGCUGUACAUGUACCAGUUGUUCCGGAGCUUGGCGUACAUUCACUCCUUUGGUAUCUGCCAUCGGGACAUCAAGCCCCAGAACCUGCUGCUGGACCCAGAGACUGCCGUGCUCAAGCUCUGUGACUUUGGCAGUGCUAAGCAGCUGGUACGUGGUGAACCCAACGUCUCCUACAUCUGCUCUCGUUACUACCGAGCCCCAGAGCUCAUCUUCGGAGCUACAGAUUACACCUCCAGCAUAGAUGUGUGGUCGGCUGGAUGCGUGUUAGCGGAGCUGCUGCUUGGACAGCCCAUCUUCCCUGGCGACAGUGGAGUGGACCAACUAGUCGAAAUUAUCAAGGUGUUGGGGACUCCCACGCGUGAGCAGAUUCGAGAGAUGAACCCCAACUACACAGAGUUCAAGUUCCCUCAAAUCAAAGCCCACCCAUGGACUAAGGUGUUUCGGCCGAAGACCCCACCCGAGGCAAUCGCUCUGUGUUCCCGGUUGCUGGAGUACACACCCACGGCACGUCUCACUCCUCUGGAGGCUUGCGCACAUGCCUUCUUUGACGAGCUCCGUGCUCCUGCUCUCAAGCUCCCCAACGGCAGAGAGAGACCCCCGCUCUUCAACUUCACCACACAGGAGUUGUCCAGUAACCCCUCAUUGGCGUCUAUACUCAUCCCCGCACACGUUCGCAACCAACCUGGAGCCUCCUCUCCUUCUAAUGCCUCCUCUACUGCAGAUGCCGGCAGUGGCGAACGUGGCCCAGGCCCCAAUGCCGCCUCUGGAUCCGCCCCAAACCCAUCGACCUGAACACCACCUGCUCCUCGACAGGCCAAUCCCAUGCUGCUGCUCAUUAACCACGCCCACUCCCCCACGACGUCAGGGGCCGGGCUAUGAAAAAGAAAGAAAAAAUAACAACCACAAAAAAAAGCUCAUGAUGAGAUAUGGAUGAACCAACUGAACUUUAUAACCUUCUCUCUCUCUCUUUCUCUCUCUUUCUCUCACCCUCCAAACACCCUUUGUCAUUUUGAUUAUUUUUUAUUGUUGUUUUAUAUUUAUUUAUACUAAAGGACAGGAAGGAUGUCUUUAAAAGCCUCUCGUCAGUCUCGGCUCGGGAAGAAGAGCAACGGACUGUGGAGAAGUUGAGAUGAUUAAUAUAUAUGUGUGUAUACAUGUGUGCUUAUAAAGAGAUACAGAUCUAUAGACAUACGAGUAUGCUACGAGUUCCGCGCGUCUCCUACGAUGAUUAUUUUUUAAAUAGGUUCACAGUAGCCUUGGUUGCUGCUUUUACCGGUAGGAAAUGCCGACAAGCCCCCCCACUGUGUGGCCCUUCGACCCCAGACCCGUGAGAACAAAAUACGAGGCUGCGUAUCUGCGCUUCUCAAUAGAAAACAGCGUUGGUGCGCCUUAGAUUGAAGUUUUUUUAGCUUGUGGAUAAACAUUUUGGUUUAGCGCUGAUCUGAGGCCAGUGUCUGUGUGCUGAAAAAGGAUCAGCAUGCUCUUGUUUAUUAAGAGAGCAGACCCGAUCCUUGAACAGAGAUGUUUCGCUGGAGGUUAGGUCACAGUAAAUUUUAGGUAUCGAAUUGGAUUAGAUGCCUGAUCCCAGAUCAUCUUUUUAAAGGGCUACUUCCUCCACCUGGAAUGUGUCGGGCAAGAGCAGAAUCCCUAGGCUUCGUAUGUAGUGGCUUCUUGUGAACGAUCUUGUGUAUAAUGUAGCUUUUUUUACCCCCCUUCCCCUCACCUAUAUGUAUGCUGCUUUACUCAUUUAUUAUCUACAUUGUUUUUUUUUUCUCUUUGAAGGAGUAUAAGCCGUGUUGUUUUUCUUCUCCUCCACAUGCUAGUCUUCCCAUCGUUUACUCUGUACAGUCUCCCUGAAACGCUUGUAUGUGCUAAUUGCAUACAAAAUCCAGGUUCAUCAUGUAUGUACAGUAUGUAUGUAUGUGUGGGUGUGUGUAUGUAUGUGCGUGUAUGGGCACGCAUGCUGUAUAUCUACUGUAUUUAAAAGAUCAAGGGCAGAUGUGAAAUUGUUUUAAUCGUGAACUAUGGAUGAGCUACUUCCCUAGCCGUAGAGUUCAAAAUGGCAAAAAAGAGAACUGUAGAGGAUGCAGCUGUUUAGUGUUUAAUAGUUUUGGAGUGCCUUUGCUUUCAUGGAUUUUUCUUUCCGUGGGUUGUUUUUUUUUUUUUUUUUUUUUUUUUUUUUUUUUUUUCCUGUUUUGUGUCUAACCUGGCCAUUCCCAACCCUGGACCGGGUUUUAUACUUUAUUUUAUAUAUAAAAAAAGUACAAUGACUGAUUCAGGCAAAAUAGCAUCAAGUUCAAUUUAUGUUCGCAUUAGUAGCCAGCGUUUGUUGUAUAGAAACUUGUAUGAUGCUGAUUCGACACGAAUUGCAAUGGCUGUAACCCCAGAGCGUGAAACUGACCGAAGCUGGUCCUUUGCUGCUGAUCUGGGACCAGUUAGCUGGUCCUAAAUCAAAAAGCGCAUGGCUGAAUUUUUACCCCUCCGAGUCGAGUAGACCUCCCUCGAGUGCUGUUGGAAAGUCCUCUAGUUCUUACAUUGUUGCCGCCUGGGUCAUUGUUAAAGUUUUGGGCCAAUGACGUAACAAGCAUCAUAUGCUGACUCUAAUAACAAUCAGGAUUUAUAAGUUUAUGUGCUAAUCGGGUUAUGAAGCAUGACUUCAGUUUAGUUUGGCUACAACAUAAAGGAUCAGUUCCAUAAAAAAUAAUAAGAGCUUGGACAUUCUUUGUUUUUUUUUUUCCACUUAAAUUUCAGUACAGUUCAUCCCUCAAGCUUGUAGGAGGAGAUUCCUAAGGGGUUGAAUGCUUUCGUAUAUGAUUCCAGUUAUUCAAAAUGGCUGUCACUACAAAAUACAUUUUAUAUAUGAAAGUAAUCCAUGUUGCAUCUAUAACAUCAGCAGUACUGUGUGACUUUACAAGCGCCCAGUUUAAGGCUGAUACUUACAGGAUUUUUAUUUGGUGACACAGGGUUCUGUAUUACAUUAUCCGUGCAGCCUAAGCAAAUAUGAGACGCUGAACUUCUUGGCUUGUGAUGCUGGAAAAUUGUGCACAAUUUGCUGUUGUUCCAAACUAUUCCUUUAUUUCAAGCCAUGCUAAACUGGGUCUCUUUUUUCAUAAUCCAUGCCUUUUGAUAUUUUUAAUUGUAUUCAUCAGGAUGCAAACGGAUUAAAUUUGAGCCUAGAUCAGCACGUCGUUUUCAUUACAUGUAGUGUUUCCUAUUUAGUGCUGAUCUGUGGUCAGAUUCCAUUUCCUGUGACUCUCUGCACUGACACCGAGGCUGCUUCCUAACCCAAGAGCUCGCUAAACGACGGAAAGAAAAGGAUCUUGUUUAUUAUUAUUAUUAUUAUUAUUAUUAAUAUCUCCCUUUUUCAAUGGUGCUCAUAUGUUACUUUCCCUUUUUCCUUCAGCGUGGUUUUAUUAGAGACUUAAAGGUGACAGAACGAGGCUUUAGCUGUAAUAAGAACUGUUUUAAUGAGAACGUUUUAACUGUUUCGCAGUUUUUUUGUUUGUUUGUUUAGUAUAUAUUUACCCACUAACCAGUAAGAAAGGGAUGUGAUAUAUGAUGUAAAAUGUCAUGGUCUGCAGUAUUACCUAAUCAACUCAAUGGCAAUAAGUAUUAAACAAGUGGAUGUUGGGAUUUUAUUUUAUUUUUUUAUAUUGUUCUUAUUAAUUUUGUUUACAAUGCUCUAACAUGCGCUUUCAGCAGCACCCAGUCAAAAGGGAGUGAUGUCAUGUAGCACUAAAUACAUAACAAAAAAAAGAAAAGAAAAAAAAAUCACAUUUAAGAGUAUGUAAAUGCUUUCUUGCCUGUAAAAUCUACAGCCAUAAAUGUUGCUUACUUAAUGACUACAGAACUGAUCACGUUUCUAGUGAUGUUUGUGUCUCAGAACCUGUACAGGUUGGAUGAAAAUGCUAAAAUAAAAAAAUAAAAAAGGCUAAUAAAAAAA